Messenger RNA from Balearica regulorum gibbericeps (East African grey crowned-crane), 507 nucleotides. Lineage: Eukaryota; Metazoa; Chordata; Aves; Gruiformes; Gruidae. The record is from RefSeq and is a predicted model, not a curated record.
GAUGUCACUGAAAUUGAAGAGCAAGAGGCACAAGCUAAACAGGAGGAGCAGAUUAUGAAAGAGCAAGAGCUUUCUAACCUGCUUCAUGAGAAAAGAUACCUCAAAGCUUUAGGGCUGGCAAUCUCUCUGGAUCGUCCGCACACAGUGUUGAUGGUGGUCAAAGCCAUCCUCAAGGAAACCGAUGGGAGAAAGCACUUGGAAGAGAACAUUGUUCGGCUCCGGAAGGAUCAGAAAGAGGCGGUGUUAACGUUCUUGGUGACGUGGAAUACGAACUCUCGAAACUGCCAUGAAGCCCAAGCUGUCAUUGAAACCCUCCUGAAGCACGAAGCACCGGACAGCCUCCUGCAGUACUCAGGCAUUAAAUCUGCUGUGGAGUCCCUGCUGCCUUACACCGAGCGCCAUUUCCAGAGACUGAGCCGAUUGCUACAGGCCUCCAUGUUCAUUGAUUUCAUGUGGCAAAACAUGAGGCUGGCUGAUGUGUCCCAGCAGGAAGACAUGACUUUGUGA